AUGGCUCAAGAUCCUGCAAGAAAAUACGCAACUCCAAAUCCAAAGACUAGAUAUUUAUUUACGUGUAAUUUUUGCUCAAAGAAUAUAACAUCAGGGGUUCGAAGGGUUAAGGAACACUUGGUCGGUGGUUUUAAAAAUGUCACGGCAUGCCCUAAAUGUCCAUCACAUGUGAGAGAUGAGAUUAUAGAGUUCAUGAAGAAAAAAGAGGAUGCUAAACUGGAUCAAGAUCUUCCGUCAGCAUCACAAGGUAGGCAGGAUUUUGAAGAUUUAACCUUUGGAGAUGACGAAGAGGAUGAUGUUGGUAAUACAACAAUUAAAUCGAAGAAACCGAGGACGAAAGGUGCUUUGGAUGUAUAUUACGACCGCGUUCCAGCAAAAGGAGUCCAAGUACAAAAAUUGAGCAAGGGAAAACAACAGACGAUAAAUGAUGUUCAGGAAAAAGAGUUACGUGACAGGGCUUGCACUAAAUUGGCUAAAUGGUUUUAUGAAGCCGGAAUACCAUUUAAUGCUGCUAAGCACGAAAGCUUUAAGAUUGCCAUUGAAUCUGUUGGACAGUAUGGUCCUGGUAUGAAGCCACCGAGUUAUCAUGAGCUGAGAGUGCCUUUGCUGAAGAAAGAAGUUGAGAGUGUGAGUGCUCUCGUAAAAGAGCAUAGAGAUGAUUGGGCAACUUAUGGAUGUUCAAUUAUAUCUGAUGGGUGGCGUGAUUCUGUUUCUCAUAAAGAAAUUAUCAACUUCUUAGUGAAUUCGCCAAAAGGUUCAAUUUUCAUCAAGUCUGUCGAUGUGUCUGACAUUGUAAAAGAUGCAAACGCUCUGGUAGCAAUGUUCGAAGAGAUGAUUGAUUAUGUUGGAGAGAAGAAUGUGAUCCAAAUCGUGACAGAUAAUGCCUCCAAUUACAAGAAAGCUGGAAUGACGUUGCAAGUAAGGAUACCCUCACUGUUUUGGUCUCCAUGUGCAGCACAUUGCAUCGAUUUGAUGCUUGAAGAUAUUGGUAAAAUACCGCUUAUCAAUGGUGUGAUCAAAAAGUCAAUAGCUUUGACCGGUUAUAUUUACAGUAAGAUGGGCGUGCUGAACAUGAUGAGAAGAUAUACGAAUAAGAGAGAGUUACUUAGGCCGGCAGUCACUAGAUUUGCUACUUCCUUCAUCACUUUGAGGUCCAUCCAUAACCAGCGGCAGAAUCUCAGAAAAAUGUUCACCAGUGAUGAAUGGACUACUAGUCAGUGGUACAAAGAGGCAUCCGGAAAACAGGCAACUACUACUGUGUUGAAUGAUGCUUAUUGGAGACAUAUUGUACAUGCACUCAAAUUGGGUUCUCCUCUUAUUGAGGUGUUGAGAAUGGUUGAUGCUGAGCGCAAGCCCGCGAUGGGUUAUAUUUAUGAGGCUAUGGAUCGUUGUAAAUAG
This is a messenger RNA of Salvia splendens (bonfire salvia), 1398 nucleotides long. RefSeq lists its product as uncharacterized. The coding region runs from base 1 to 1398 and encodes 465 amino acids. Lineage: Eukaryota; Viridiplantae; Streptophyta; Magnoliopsida; Lamiales; Lamiaceae. The record is from RefSeq and is a predicted model, not a curated record. The transcript has a single exon.